AUGGCCGACGCAAAACCCCCAGCCACCUCCUCCGUCCUCGAAGAGCUUUGCUCACCAUAUCUUCCAUUCGACCCCUCCUCUUCAGUCUGGUCCAACCUCCUCCCAACACCCCAAUCAGACAUCACCUCAUCCUCCCCCAUGUGUCCAAUCCUCUACAACCCUCCGUAUUCUUCUGCUAUGGACCUUUACCGAACCCUUACCACCUCAAACACCUCCCCCCUCACUUCUCCCCUCUCCUCACUAGAGUUAUCCCCCCGCGCACUAGCCCUAACCUCACACCUAAUCCAACUAAACCCUUCCCAUUUCUCAAUCUGGCAAUACCGCGCGAAUGUCCUCCUCUAUUCCUCUGAACUUGAAAAGGUAGAAGGAGGGAGGGAUGCGGUAUUGCAGGCCGAAUUGGGAUGGUUAGAAAGUUUAGCGCAUCAAAAUAUGAAGAGUUACCAAGUUUGGCAGCAUAGGAGAGUUGUUGUUUCCGCAUUGGCGAAGCCGGGCAGGGAACUAGGCUUUGUGGAGGAGAAUUUGGAUAGGGAUGCGAAAAAUUAUCACACCUGGGGUUAUAGGCAGUGGGUGCUUUCCCAUUUCGGAGGUCUCUCCCUACCCAGUUCGAAGCCUGGUGCCGCUCCGGCCUCGAGAGGUGCAGGAGAAUUCCCAGAGCUGUGGCAAGGAGAAGAAGAGUACGUGGACAAACUCCUCACAGAAGAUGUAAGGAAUAACUCGGCAUGGAAUCAUCGCUGGUUUGUCAAUUUCUCCCGCUUUGGUCUCACUGGUAACCCCUCCAGCACCAACCCAUCGCAUUCAGAGCAAGUCAUGGAGCAGUUAAGGAAGAAGAUCCAGUACGAAAUCGCAUACACAAAAGCCACUUUGUCAAACGUACCAAACAAUGCUUCGGGAUGGAACUAUCUCCGCGCACUCCACACUUCCUUACCUCCAGCGUUGAGGAGGGAGAUGAAGGAAGCAUUAGGUUGGGUAAAGACGUUGGUUAGUAGCCAGGUUGAAGCGGAGAAAGAUGCGAGUGUGGAUAUUAUGGGGAGAGGGUCGGUGGGCGCGCUUGAGUGGUGGUUGGAUUGCAUCGCUCAGCAGCAGCAGGGUGGUGUAGAGGAGGCAGAAAAGUUGGUCAAAAGAUUGAUUAUGGCCGAUCCAGUUCGGAAGCGCUUCUAUGCUUAUCGACUCAAAACCAUCCGCCGCUCACUCACAGCAUAA
Ustilago hordei is the source of this 1200-nucleotide messenger RNA. RefSeq lists its product as uncharacterized. Gene Ontology annotation, molecular function: protein farnesyltransferase activity; CAAX-protein geranylgeranyltransferase activity. The coding region runs from base 1 to 1200 and encodes 399 amino acids. The record is from RefSeq and is a predicted model, not a curated record. The transcript has a single exon. NCBI's taxonomy places the organism in Eukaryota, Fungi, Basidiomycota, Ustilaginomycetes, Ustilaginales, Ustilaginaceae. Gene Ontology annotation, cellular component: cytoplasm; CAAX-protein geranylgeranyltransferase complex; protein farnesyltransferase complex. Gene Ontology annotation, biological process: protein geranylgeranylation; protein farnesylation.